ACUAAAGAAAAAAACACGACAACAUGAAUACUUUCAAAACCCCAUCACUCCUAAUCGUUGCGAUUAGCUUCCUGGUUAUUGCAACCAAUGCUCAAAACACUCCACAAGACUACCUUAACUCUCACAACACCGCUCGUGCGCAGGUUGGAGUACCCAACGUCGUGUGGGACACAACGCUCGCGACCUACGCAUUGAACUAUGCGAAUUCUAGAAAAGCCAACUGCAGCCUUGUUCACUCCAACGGACCAUAUGGAGAAAACCUAGCUAAGGGGAGUAGUUCCACGUUCUCGGGCAUCUCGGCCGUCAAACUUUGGGUCGACGAGAAACCUUACUACAGCUACACAUACAACAAUUGCACAGGUGGAAAACAAUGCUUGCAUUACACGCAAGUGGUGUGGAGAGACUCAGUGAAGAUAGGGUGUGCUAGGGUUCAAUGCACCAAUACUUGGUGGUUCGUGAGUUGUAACUAUGACGCACCCGGUAAUUGGGUCGGAGAGUACCCUUACUGAUCAGUUACGAAUAAAUCUAAUUUGAAUUA
Messenger RNA from Arabidopsis arenosa, 538 nucleotides. The record is from the annotation of a GenBank genome assembly. NCBI's taxonomy places the organism in Eukaryota, Viridiplantae, Streptophyta, Magnoliopsida, Brassicales, Brassicaceae.